AUGGUGCUCAAGCAAAACAAGAUGUGUCCGCGCUUCAAGACCCUCUCGCAUAAUACAUGUGGAGAAGAUCGUAAAAAGAUCAUGCGAUGGGAGCACGAGGUGUAA
Molecule: messenger RNA, 105 nt
Organism: Phytophthora nicotianae INRA-310
Lineage: Eukaryota; Oomycota; Peronosporomycetes; Peronosporales; Peronosporaceae
Exons: 1
Coding region: 1-105 (34 amino acids)
Source: RefSeq, a predicted model, not a curated record